Messenger RNA from Anastrepha ludens (Mexican fruit fly), 1890 nucleotides. It is a transcript of the gene l(3)73Ah, whose product is annotated as polycomb group RING finger protein 3. The record is from RefSeq and is a predicted model, not a curated record. Gene Ontology annotation, biological process: regulation of transcription by RNA polymerase II. NCBI's taxonomy places the organism in Eukaryota, Metazoa, Arthropoda, Insecta, Diptera, Tephritidae. The transcript has 5 exons. The coding region runs from base 339 to 1007 and encodes 222 amino acids. Gene Ontology annotation, cellular component: PRC1 complex.
AUAAAAAUAAUUGUAAACCCCGUGUUCGUGUAAAUUUUUCGGUUUUCGCGUAAUUAUUUAAUUUAUUUAUUUUUACAGUAACGUAACCAAUGUUUAUUUUUAUAAAGAAAUCUAGCAUAAUCAUCUAAGGUGGAUGAAAUUAUAUGGGCUUUAGAGCGAUCAAUUGCAUCAGCGCUUGAUAUCAAAACACAAAAAUAGUGGCAAAAUAAGGGGGUUCCAAACUCUUGCGUGAGUAAUUUUGUCGUAUAAUUGAGGAGUUCGCGGCACAAGUGCAAUGUUUACUAAGCUUCUGCAGUGUACCUGCGAUCUUCAUACUGCAGACAAGAGUAAAAAAAGUCAUGGAGCGUCGUGUUAAGCUUAAGACUAUAAACCCGCACAUAACGUGCAAGAUUUGCGGGGGUUACUUUAUUGACGCUACAACUGUAACUGAGUGUCUCCAUACAUUUUGUAAAAGUUGUUUGGUUAAACAUUUGGAAGAAAAGAAAACCUGCCCCACCUGUGACAAUGUCAUCCAUCAGUCACAUCCACUACAGUACAUCAGCUUUGAUCGAACCAUGCAGGAUAUCGUUUAUAAGCUAGUACCCAAUCUUCAAGAAGAUGAAAUGAGGCGAGAACGAGAUUUUUACAAGAGUCGUAAUAUACCCUGCCCCAAGGAUAUGCCGCAAAAUCAUGAGGACGAUGAAAAAAUGUUGGAAGCACAUGCAGAGUCCGAUUUCCAUCGCCUCGACGAGCAGGUGAACGUGAGCCUCGAGUGUAUGAGCAAUAAUUUUAAAAAUUUGCAACGCCGUUUUAUUCGCUGCAGUUCGCAGGCGACCAUAACUCAUUUAAAAAAAUUGGUUGCGAAAAAAAUUUUAAACGGUAUUGACAAGUAUCGAGAGAUCGACAUACUGUGCAAUGAGGAAUUGUUAGGCAAAGACCAUACACUAAAGUUCGUUUAUGUGACACGAUGGCGUUUUAGGGAUCCACCACUACGCUUACAAUUCCGACCGCGUGUUGACCUGGUGUGAAAGCGUGUCCGAAACUGUGAAGCAGGAAGUCGAGGGAGAAAUGAUGUAAAGUGAAAUCAAAAAAAAAAAAAAAACAAAAAAAAAAAACAUUAAGCUUAGGAAAACAGAAACGCUAGUUUUGUAGUAUGUUUAAAAAUCGAAAUGAAAUCUCUCGGUAAGAUAGAUAAAUCGAAAUAAGUAUUGUAAUUAUUUACAACUGAAGGUUAGAAGUUUAAUGUAUGCAUGUACGUGAGAAAAACAGAAAGUGUAAUAAAAUUUAAAGUUCUGUGGUAAGCAGCAAUGGUUACAGAAUGCAGUUUUAACUGUAAAAACAAAAUGAUAAGUGACAACAAAAAUAACUAAGGUUUUUUUGGCACGGCAGUUUUCUUGUAUUUGUGUUAAUUGUAGUAUACUAAAGUCUAUAAUUUAGAUUGAAAUAACCAAGUUUCUCAAAAUAAACGUUUGUCUAACUAAAUCAAUGAACUCGAGAAAGAAAUGUAUACCAAUGAGAAUCCAACGUUUAACAUGCAAGUCCAUCAAAAAAGGGGCAACGAUUUGCAUCUUCCUACUUUUCAAUUAAUGUUCUCAUUUUUAAAUUUUAACUUGUAAUAAGUAAUUUGUAGUAUGCAAUUUAACUCUAUAUAUUUUAUUAUUUUGUCGGAUCAGACUGCCUUUUUUUUUUUUUUUUUUUUUCAAAUCAAAAGUUCAAAUAUACUAUCUUACAACCUAUUUUAUUUAUUUAUUUUACCUUAUUCUAUGCUCUUAUACAUAUUUACAAUUUUAUCACUUUGUAUUUUUCUCAAAAGCUCUAAAAAAAUAUCAAAUAGAGAAAAAUUGUUUUAUCUAUCUAUAUAUAUUUGUAAAUAAAAGAACAUUAAAUCUUAAAAUCACUACUUAAAUAAAU